Daktulosphaira vitifoliae (grape phylloxera) is the source of this 1974-nucleotide messenger RNA. RefSeq lists its product as uncharacterized. The transcript has 2 exons. The record is from RefSeq and is a predicted model, not a curated record. NCBI's taxonomy places the organism in Eukaryota, Metazoa, Arthropoda, Insecta, Hemiptera, Phylloxeridae. The coding region runs from base 60 to 965 and encodes 301 amino acids.
UCAUCGAAUUAUAUAUUUUUUUAAAAAUUUCAAACAUAAUAGUUAUUAAUUAUUGUGAAAUGGUUUCACUAAAACUUGUCAAGUUUAGUUUUUUAUUAUUUUAUGUGAUUUUACACACAAAAGCACGUUCGAUUUUAAAAAAAAUAAUAGAACAAUUGGAUAAUUUACUAAAGUAUCCAGGAUGGAAAAAUUUAAACGAUGUGAGCUACGUAACACGUUAUUGUAAAAAACAAUUUCUUCAAAAUCUAAUAGAAUCGCCAACACAUAAAUAUAAAGGCGAGCAAAAAAUACGAGCCUUGACUAUAUUUCUUGGAUGCACAUAUGCAAAAGUUAUGUAUAAUCUUAUUUCAAUUAUUUUCCACUAUCGACAAAAUUGUGAAAAACUAAUUAAACAAAACAAUGAUAUAAUAAAUGGAUGCAUUUGUACAGAAGAACUGAUAAACAUAAUAGCCACUUUAAUUAUUCCAAUAUCAACAUUGAUGAAAGGAGCCAUGGUCGCUUUAGAUUUAUUACAUAAUGUACCAUGGUCUACUAUUCUAACACAAUCCUAUAUGAUAAGUCCUAUAUUAGAUAGAAUAGGAAACAUUCUUGACAAAUUAAACGAAAAAUCUUUAUCACGUAAUGAUAUAUCUACAUACUAUUGGACAUUAUGUAUUAUAGAUAAAUUUUUUAAAGGUAUAUUUGAAGAUAUAAAUAAUGAAACUAAGUUCUAUUGUGAAUAUGUACCUUAUGAUACGAAUGAUUUAUGGAAUGAAUGGGUUCAAGAAUAUAAAAUCAUUAUUGACCAGGAUGUGAUAUUAGUAUUUUUCAAAUUCUUAACCAUAAAAAUUAAAGAUUAUAUCAAGACAGUAAUUGAAGAAAAGUAUUUUCAACUGGGUUUUAAAUUUAAUCCAAUCAUCGAAGAGACAUUUAUCCCAACACCAGAGGAGAUAAUUGAUUUAGAUUUAGAAUUUAACAACAGAUGAAUAAAUUCCAACGCCAACAGAAAUAGAAACUUAUUAAAUGUUGUUAUAAGAUUAAUUGUUUAUAAUUACAUUAUUACUUUGAAUAUCAUUAAAUUAUUAUUAAAGCAUAAACAUAAAUGAUGAGUCAUACAAUUAUUUGUUGAUUGUACACGUAAAAGUUUAAUAUAAUAUAUAAUAUAUACAGAGUGAUUUUUUUAUCAUAACCCACUCAAUUACUUGCAGAAUAAUAAUAAUUUAAACAUUUUUUUUUUUUAUUAUCUUUAGUUACACAUUAUUCUUGAAUUUUUAACUAUGUAAUACUUUUUAAGUUCAUCCCUUAUGCCUUGGAGGGGGGUCAACUUUGUUUUUUUAAAUGGUAACACAUAUUUUUAAUUUAAUAAAAUGUUUGAGUUUUUAAUUUAAUAGUAAAUGGCAUUUGAAUUUUUAAUAUAACUUUAUUAGCUUAUUAGAUAUAAACAUUUAAAGUUUCAAAAUUUUGAGUUAAUAUACAUGUAUAAUACACAUGGGAUUGUAAAUACAGGUAGCUAAUUGGAUUUUUAUGACAUUGCUGUCUCAGUCACGGAUUGUUUAUUAUCAAUUAUGAUUAUCAAUAGAUAUACUUUCUGUAUUGUCAGUUAGUGUAUUUAUAAACUCAUAACAAUGUGCCUUACUACAAUUGAUAAUAACAAUGCUGUGUACCUGCUAAUAUCGAUGUUAUAAAAAACCAAUUAGCUACCUAUAUUUGUAAUCCCUUGUGUAUUAUACCUGUAUAUUAAUUCAAAAAUUUGAAACUUUAAAUGAUUAUAUCUAAUAAACGAAUUAAGUUAUAUUAAAAAUUCAAAUGCCAUUUACUAUUAAAUUAAAAACUCAAACAUUUUAUUAAAUUAAAAAUAUGUGUUACCAUUUAAAAAAACAAAGUUGACCCCCCUCCAAGGCAUAAGGGAUGAACUUAAAAAGUAUUACAUAGUUAAAAAUUCAAGAAUAAUGUGUAACUAAAGAUAAUAAAAAAAAAAAUGUUUAAAUUAUUAUU